This is a messenger RNA of Linum trigynum, 648 nucleotides long. The record is from the annotation of a GenBank genome assembly. Lineage: Eukaryota; Viridiplantae; Streptophyta; Magnoliopsida; Malpighiales; Linaceae.
AUGCGUAUAGCACUUAAAACCAAGAAGAAACUUGGGUUUGUGAAUGGAACCUUACCUAUGCCUCAGCCAACAGAUCCAGAUUAUGAAAUCUGGGAUCAGAGUAACACCAACGUGAUGGGUUGGAUCUUGAACUCCUUAGCAGAUCCUAUUGCUGAAGCAGUCAUGGAUAAUGAGACUGCGUUGGAUCUCUGGAAAGAUUUACAAGAAAGGUAUGGAGAAGCUGACUCAGUCAGAUUGGCUCAUGUUAGAGGAAUGAUAGCCUCUUGCAAACAAAACAACAGCUCUGUCACAGAAUACUACAACAUAUUGGGUGUUCUGUGGGCAGAAUUCAUGUCAUUUAAGUCAAUUCCUGCUUGUGAAUGUGCAAAUACACCUCAUACCAUGAACUGUGUUACAUAUGCUGCAGUCAAGGGUUCACAAGAGCAAGAUCAUACCAUUGAUUUCAUCAUAGGUUUGAAUGAUAAUUUUGAAAUGACUAAGAAUCAGUUACUGAUGAUGGAUCCUGCACCAAAUCUUAAGUCAGCAUACAAGUAUGCACUGAAAUUAGAAAGACAGAUGAGUAAGCAACCUGCAAAAGAAGCAACUGGUGUGGACUCAGUUGCACUAGCUGCUGCAAAUCAAGCAAAGGGACGAGAACUGUGGCGAUGA